CCUUAUGUUUUCACUACAGAUUUUGUAAGUAUUUAUGUAUAUCUGGCAACCCAAGACUGGAGACGUGAUAGGAACAUUUCUAGCUUUUUAUUUAUUUAUUUAUUUAUUUAAUAGCACACAUUUCUCAACAUUGUGAUUCAAAUUAAGCUAAAGAAAUAUGGAUGAUUCAAAGUGCGAGAAUUCAAAUUAUGAAAUAUUAGCGGAAAUUGGCCAAGGCGCCUACGGGAAAGUGUACAAAGCGAGGGAGCUCGGUGAGAAACAGCGCCUCGUAGCGGUGAAGAAGCUCAACAUCAGCACAGACCCAGACGAAGGCAUCCCGCAAUUCAUGAUCCGCGAGGUGGCGCUAUUGCGAAAAAUAGGCUAUUUCAAUCACCCAAAUGUAGUGAAGUUGUUGGAUGUGUCGGCUGGUCUCAGGAAACCAGGUUUGGACCUGAUGCUGGUGUUUGAGUACAUCGAUCAGGAUCUGUCCUCUUUCCUCAGCACUGUUCCUGAGGACGGUCUGAGCCGAGACAAAAUAAAGGACAUAAUGCAGCAGCUGCUGAAGGGCCUGGACUUCCUUCACACUAACACUGUCAUGCAUCGUGACCUGAAGCCCUGUAACGUGUUGCUGAGCAGCCGUGGAGAGGUGAAGAUCGCAGACUUCGGCUUGGCGAGGAUCUUCAGUAACCGUAUCGCCCUGACACCCUGCGUAGUGACUCUGUGGUACAGGGCUCCUGAAGUGUUGCUUCAUUCAGACUACAUGUCCUCUGUGGAUAUCUGGAGCGCUGGCUGCAUCUUCGCAGAGCUCUUUCUGCUAAAACCUUUGUUCCAGGGAUACACAGAAGUCCAGCAGCUUCAGAAGAUCUUUGAGGUGAUUGGGUUGCCUGCUAAAGAGGACUGGCCUAAAGAAAGCCCUAUCCACUAUAAUCCAGCCUGGGCUAGACGAGACACCAGCACACAGCUGCUGCCGAGCCUGACCACAGAGGAGAACAACCUGCUUAGUCAAUGUCUGGCCUUCAGUCCAUCCCAGCGCAUCUCUGCUUAUAGAGCUUUAGAACAUCCUUUCUUGGCUGGUCCAUAACCUUAAAGCACAAUGAAGCUGACUUUUAUGAUGAAUGGGCCUGAUGGAGGUGAGAGGAUUUGCCUUGGAAUCCUCCAACACACACAUAGCCAGGAAAUCAAGUAAGGAAUAACACAUUUGGGGGUGUGCUCUCAUAGCAAAGCAAUCAACAACAACGGACAUCAGUUGAAACCCUGAAGUUGAUUGUUUUCAUAUAGCAGCAUAUCCUACAGUGUUUUAUUCCUCUUAGACUGCAGCAAUAAUUAUAUAUGUUCUUAUUUAUUAACAAACAACACCUCAUACCUUCUAUCAGUUUAAACUAUAAAUGUCAUAGCUUCUCUUUAUAGACCUGUGGAAAAUGUGUUUGUUUAAUUUGUGUUUGUAUUUACGUUUGCGUUAAUUCAAAAGAGAAGCGAUAAGUACUAAUAAGCUGUUAUGUAAUAGUUGGAUAUUUGACUCGAGUUUGUAUUCAAUAGCUGUUUUUCUAUGUACGUCGUUCUGACGUGUGUUCCUGGAUUUCCAAAAUGAUUACUGAAAUUUAAUACAGAAUAAAAUUCGUAGUUAUUGGCACUUUACUUUACGCAGUUUUGUACUGAUAAUUAAUUUUGCAUUGUACACAAUAAAAUGAUAAAAAUAGAAUAAAAAGGAAAAUAUCAUAAUAAGGUUAUAGCAGAAAGCCAGAGAUGUGUACAAACAUUAGGCAAUCAUAAAGGAUUGUAUUUGUUUUGUGUUAUCAGAAGCUCAGGUCAUGCUUGCUCAGCUGAAGUGUUUCAGCUAAACUGUAAACAACUUCAGGGCUCAUAUCUUUUACAAAUUUUCAGAGAGCUUUAAACUUUGUAUAAGGAUGAAACUGAUUGUUCAACAGCACAGUUCGGUUUGCAGUUUUUGUUUUCACGUGUUUCCACAUGAGGUUUUGUUUCCAUGCUGGAUUUGACACUGAACUGUUACAGCUGUGUCUGAAAAACAACAACCCCUCUUUAUGGUUUUACGGGUUGUCUAGGAUUUCAAAAGUGUCUUUGUAGUUACAUUGUUCACCCCCAAAGCAAUUAAAACAAUUAAAUGUU
Molecule: messenger RNA, 2103 nt
Organism: Tachysurus fulvidraco (yellow catfish)
Lineage: Eukaryota; Metazoa; Chordata; Actinopteri; Siluriformes; Bagridae
Gene: cdk21
Product: cyclin-dependent kinase 21
Exons: 8
Coding region: 158-1060 (300 amino acids)
Biological process (GO): signal transduction; regulation of gene expression; G1/S transition of mitotic cell cycle
Cellular component (GO): cyclin-dependent protein kinase holoenzyme complex; nucleus; cytoplasm
Molecular function (GO): ATP binding; cyclin binding; cyclin-dependent protein serine/threonine kinase activity
Source: RefSeq, a predicted model, not a curated record